AUGGCUGUGAGGCAGGUGGCGGCGGUGGGCCUUCCAGGGCCCCAGAGGGACGAGGAGACUGUGCUGCUCUUCGAAAGGGCCCAUUAUCGGCACGACCCACGCUGGCUGCUGCUCGUCUCCCCACGCUUCUGUCUGGCCUGCGCGCUGGAGCUGCUGCCGGAGCCCGACGUGUCGUUGGUGCGCAAGAAGUAUGUGCUGUCGUCCUUCCAAGAUGCCCUCAUGAGGCACACCUCCCUGGUCACACAGCUGGUGGCUCAGGACCAGAGAGUCUGCAUCCACUUCAUAAGCAUGCUUUUUGGACUGGCAUGCAGUGUGGAAGAUGGGAGUGUAACAGACAUCUGUAUUGAAGUCCUUAUCCAGCUUACAACGCAGCUGAAACUGGAGGAGACCAUCAAUUGCCUGCUGGAUGAGUGCCACAAACAGCUGUGUAACAUGCCCUCCAUGCGAGGCAGCCUGGCCACACUGACCCUUCUCGGCAAGUUGGUGGAUGCUAUCCCUGCUGUGGCAGACAAGCUUGUAGUGGAGCAUGGCAACCUGAUGGAGCAUCUUUUGAGAGGCUUAGUAUACCCCAGUGAGGGGGUGCAAGCUUCGGUCUGUUACCUCUAUGGGAAGCUAUACUCCUCACCAGUGGCAGCCGAGAUGCUUUCGGGACACUUCCGGGAGAAGCUAUGUCCCCUCUUCCUUUCUAUCCUGGACGGUGCCCAGACAAAGGAGCUACAGAUCAACUGCUUGGGUUUGCUGAGGCAGCUGUUGAAGUAUGAUCUCUUUGUGUCCAUGAUCAUGAACAAGUCUUCCCUGGCAGAAAGUGCUGAGAAUGUAGAGAGGCCACCAGGAGAGAGCUCACUGCCUUUGGUGCUCAAAAAGCUUCUCCUCUCUAGAGAUGAGAUCCUGCAGAUUGCCAGUGCCCACUGUAUAACUGCGGUGUUGGUCCACUCCCCAGCGAAGCAUGCCCUGGCCUUCAUCCAGGCUGAUAUCCCAGAGUUCCUCUUUGAGCAUCUUUCCUCUUCCAGUGAAGUGCUCGUCUGGUCCAGCUACAACUGUUUGAUACUCUUGGCAGAAGAGCCAUUCUUCUUUUCCAAGUGCCACACGGUAUACGGGAUUGAGGCAGUGGUAAGGAGCCUACAGGGAAGCCUGAAGAUGAACAACACGCAGCUGCACAGGCAGGGCCUGCUGCUCUUUGCUGAGAUCCUGACUCGGCAGCCAGAGGAGAUCAAGCUGUUCACAACCUCAGCCAUGUGCAGAGAUGCUGGCCGUGCCCUCCAAGAGGCAGUGAGCAGCCCUGUACUGGAGGUGGCCACUGAGGCAGUGAAGGCCAUUUCUGCUUUUCUGAGGAAGGAUCAUCAGAGUGUUCCACCUGUGCAGUACAGGGAACUGCGAGCCUUGCUUGAAGCCAUGCUGAACCGAUGUGCAGAGUUUUCCCAGACCCCUCUGAGCAGGAGGCCCCUGGGCCAUGCCUCCAGUAGAGAUUCAGAGAAGGCCAUUCUUCGAAGGGGAAAGUUCCUCCUGAGCACUUUGGAAGGAUUUAGAAAUGCCUGCAGGUUGGCUGUGGAAUUCCAGAGUGAGCCUUCAGCCCAGGAGAAUCCAUUUACAGCUCCCAGUGCCGAGAAGGAAGACACCUUGGAGGCCUUCUCAGAAUUUCUUCUCAGUGCCAGUGACUGUCUGUGCAUCCCCAUGGUGAUGAGGCACUUGGAGCAGGCCACCCACCCAGCCUUGAUGGAAGUUUUCCUCUCGAUUCUAUACAACCUCUUUGUCAUCGUACCCCACAUGAAGGAGAAGUUCUCCAAGAAACUCGCUGCCUCAUCCUUCAUACAACUGACCCUGGAGCUGAAGGCCAGGUUCUGCAGUGGCCUGAGUUACUCAGCUCUAAACCAGGUGUGUUCCAAUUUCCUCUACAACAUGUGCCUCAACCUCCUCUCAUCUCUAGAGAAGACAGGACCACCUUCCCAAGAAGAGCUCUCUACAGUGUCUGAGUUCCUGCAUCAUGGCCUGCCUCAGAUAAGCAGCAGGGGUCCUGAAAGCCUUGCCUUUUUGUCUGAUCGCCAGUAUGUGGAGGGAGCUGCUCGCCAGAUACAGUUCUGCAUCCUGCUCCUCAUCUACUUGGCCUACAUCCACGAGGACAGAUUUGUCUCAGAGGCAGAAUUAUUUGUGGCUGUGCAAAGCUUGCUCCUGUCUCUUCAGGACCAGAGUGAGCGCCCCCCACCAGUGAUCUUCAGAGCCUCCAUCUACCUGCUUGCAGUCUGCCAGGACAAAGACAGUGCACUAGAUGAGGCCGUGGUCAGUGCAAUCAGAAAAUUUCUAGAAAUCACCCCGGACCUGCACCUAGUCUACACCCAUCAUCCCCUCCUGCUCAGGUUCUUCCUGUUGUAUCCAGAGCUGAUGAGUAGGUUUGGGCACCGUGUCCUGGAACUUUGGUUCUCCUGGGAAGAGAGCAGCUGCGAGGAACUGGAUGAUGUCCCUUCUGCUGGGCAGCCCACCCUUCCUGCUGGUUUAACGUCCCUGUUCCAGAUGCUCAGAAGCAGUCCCAGCAUCCUGCUCAUUUUGCUAGACCUUGUCUAUUCCAGCCCAAUGGCAACAGCCCGCAAAGUACUGAUCGUCCUGAGGACCUUCCUGAGGAGGAAUGAGGAUGUCCAAGUGGGUGGUCUCAUCCGUGGCCACUUCCUACUGAUCCUGCAGCAUCUGCUGGUGGAGCAUGGGUCCUCCCCGUCAGGAGCCUCAGGGAACCUGCCAUUGCUGCUGAGCCUCCUCUCCUUAGUGCAGCUGAGGAACAGUGCAGAGCAGGAACUGGACAGCAUGGCCAUGAAGCUCCUUCACCAAGUGAGUAAGCUGUGUGGGAAGUGCAGCCCCUCUGACGUGGACAUCCUGCAGCCCUCCUUCAACUUCCUGUAUUGGAGCCUUCAUCAGACCACGCCUGGUAGUCAGAAAAGAGCUGCUGCAGUGCUCCUGAGCAGCACAACCCUGAUAGAGCUUCUGGAGAAGAUCCUGGCGCUCACCUGGGCAGAGGCAGGCUCUACCAGGACCGCUCUCCUCUGCUCUGCCUGGCUGCUCACUGCCUCCUUCUCUGCCCAGCAGCAUGAUGGCAGUUUGCAGGUUCACCAGACACUGUCCGUGGAACUGGAUGAAGUAUUGAAGGCCCUCAGCUUUCCAAACAAAAAGGCUGCCCUGCUCUCAGCUGCCAUCCUGCGCUUCCUGCGGACAGCCCUUCAACAAAAGUUUUCUUCUGCCCUGGUGGCCCUGGUGCCCUCAGGGUCCCAGCCACCACUAGCCUCCGAGGACACUGUCCUAGCUCCACUGGGAACAUCACAAGUGCUGUCGCUGGUCAUUGGGCUGCAGAACCUCCUGGUGCAGAAGGACCCUCUGUUGUCCCAGGCCUGUGUCGGCUGUCUGGAGGCCUUGCUUGACUACCUGCAUGCCAGGAGCCCAGACAUUGCACUCCAUGUGGCCUCCCAACCCUGGAAUCGGUUUUUGCUGUUUACUCUCUUGGAUGUGGGAGAGAAUUCCUUCCUCAAAUCUGAGAUCUUGAGGCUCAUGACCCUGUUUGUGCGGUACCGAAGCAGCAGCAUCCUCUCUCAUGAAGAGGUGGGUCAUGUUAUACAAGGUGCAGCUUUGGCUGACCUGUCUGCUCUCUCAAACACCACACUCCAGGCUCUGCGUGGCUUCUUCCUGCAGGUCCAGAGCAUGGGCCUCCUAGCUGAUGACAGCACGGCCCACACCCUGCGGGCCUCCCUAGAAGGCCUCUCCCCUAGCGUCUCCUUGGCCAAGUCGCCCCUGCAGGACAUGGUCUGCCUGGGAGGGGUGGCUGUAUCCAUGUCCCACAUCAGAGACUGA
Molecule: messenger RNA, 3825 nt
Organism: Cynocephalus volans (Philippine flying lemur)
Lineage: Eukaryota; Metazoa; Chordata; Mammalia; Dermoptera; Cynocephalidae
Gene: MEI1
Product: meiotic double-stranded break formation protein 1
Exons: 31
Coding region: 1-3825 (1274 amino acids)
Biological process (GO): meiosis I
Source: RefSeq, a predicted model, not a curated record